Messenger RNA from Physella acuta, 1726 nucleotides. Its product is annotated as RNA ligase 1. NCBI's taxonomy places the organism in Eukaryota, Metazoa, Mollusca, Gastropoda, Physidae. Gene Ontology annotation, molecular function: RNA ligase (ATP) activity. The record is from RefSeq and is a predicted model, not a curated record. Gene Ontology annotation, biological process: response to reactive oxygen species.
UUCAUGUGGUUUUGCGAAAAAUUUGUUGAUCUAUUCUAGAUCUAGAAUCUAGAUCUAAAUAAUCUAGAUUAAAACUAAAUGUAUGUAGAAAUAAUCUAUGUAUAUAAUUCUCUUCUGGGAGACGCCAGAAAACAAGUUGUAAGCGCGCUCCCUACCUCCCCACCCCUACAUACUAGACUACAUGGUCUGGUAUGAGCAAAAAUGAGCAUGAAUCCAGUACAGCGAAAAGUUUCCUGCACCUAUGUAAUUGGUGUAACUGAUGAAACUUCAACUAAAAGAAACAACCAGACUUAUAAAGUCACUGCAACCAAUGAGCUCAACCCUCAAGCUCUCAUUGACAGAGUUGAAACUGCUUUGUCCACAGAGAAACUUGAUGGAACAUGCUGUUUAAUACAAGAGUUCCAGGGUGUGCCAUGGCUGUGGGCUCGACAUGAUCGUAAGCCGUGCAAGGCAGGGGAGCGAAGAUUUGCACAGUUUCAGAAAUUAAAACAGAUUGCCAAGAAAAAUGGGGAACACAUAAACUCUGUUUUUAAUUGGAAUAUGAAUAAAGAUUUCAAGGAUCCCCCAGUUGACUGGAUUCCUGCUAGCCAGCUGGAGGUUAAAGAUGGGGUCAUAAUGCCAGACAGCAUAGGACACACCCCAGGAUGGAUUCCAGUUCAGCACAACUCCAGGCAGCAUUGUUGGCACCUAUCUGCCAUAGAUCUCAACAAAGGAUUAGCACUUGUCCUGAGAGAGGACAAAGAAAACCCUGAGUAUCUAGUGAUAGAAUCCCAACCUCUAUCAGCCUUGUGUGGCUUAACUUGUGAGCUCAUUGGCACUAAUAUAAAUGGGAAUCCUUACAGUCUAGGCUCCAAAAAGUUCCCCGUCCACCUGCUGGUACCACAUGGCAGUUUCUUGUUGUCCUGUCCAUCACCUGCUGAUUACAGCACCAUGGUUGACUGGUUUAACAGUGAAGGGGCAGAUGCCCAGGUAGAAGGCAUAGUUUGGCACUGUUCAAAUGGAGCAUUGUACAAGCUGCACCGGCAUCAUUUGAAUCUCCCAUGGCCAUUGGCGGAAACAAGACUGGGUCGUAAAAAGGUGAAAGUUCAUGUAGAAGAAGGUGAUCUAAACCAGGAGAAAAACCUUUUCACACAGCUGAGCAAACUGAACGGCCAAGUCCUGAGCUCACUGCUUGACCUUCACAAGAUGUUUGACCCGGCUGCUCUGUCCUAGCAUCCCAUAUCUUAUACUGUUCUUUGUUGGACAGUCAUUUCACAAUUUGCCCAAGUUAAUGUUUUCAUAGUUUGAGAAAACUUUUGAAAUUACCAGUGUUGAAUUAGUAUUGUAAUUUGUUUCUUCGCAAAACAAACAAAUUUAGGAAUGUUUUCUGAUUUUCUCAUGAUUUAAGUUUUUUUUUUUUUGUUACCAUAGGACUACAUUUCAGUUACUAACACAUGACAAUGGCACUUGUGAUUUGACUGUUAUUUUAGGGAGUAGUCUCCCCUGUUGUUGGUGUUGACAUGUAUAUAUUUUGAAGGGAUCUCUUGAUACGUCUAGUAUAAUCUCUACAACUUACAAUUUGUUUUCUCACUGAUACAGUAAAUUACAACUUUGUGUUGUCACAUAUCUCAAGCCCAGCAGUAAAAAAAUAAGUUCAGAUUUCCUGCAGUGGUGCAGUUUUGUUAUACAUAAGGGUGAGCUCAGGGCACACACUAAACUAGUGUAAAUUGUGCACUUCAAAACGGGG